Molecule: messenger RNA, 348 nt
Organism: Punctularia strigosozonata HHB-11173 SS5
Lineage: Eukaryota; Fungi; Basidiomycota; Agaricomycetes; Corticiales; Punctulariaceae
Exons: 5
Coding region: 1-348 (115 amino acids)
Source: RefSeq, a predicted model, not a curated record
AUGCAGUUCAAGGCCUACUUCUUCACUCUUGCCAUCGCAGUCAUGACUAGCGACAUGCUCCCGACCGUCAAAGCACAGUCUCUGGCAUGCAGCGAUGCAUCCAUCUGCAAGACCGUCUGCAGCGGCGUUCUGAGCACAGUCUGUCUUGCUGCUGGCAGUUGCGAGACUUGCUGUCAGACCAUCGCCGGUGACGUCUGCAGCGCUGUAUGCUCAAUCCUCGGUACCGGUGCCAACGCUACCUUCACGAGCAGCGUCUUUCUUCCCAACAGCACGACCUUCGCAUCCAGCUCUACCCUCUUCAACAACAAGACGUCGUCGUCGUUCUUCGCUUCUUCCACCGGUCACUAA